Rattus norvegicus (Norway rat) is the source of this 1265-nucleotide messenger RNA. RefSeq names its product family with sequence similarity 72, member A (gene Fam72a). Lineage: Eukaryota; Metazoa; Chordata; Mammalia; Rodentia; Muridae. Bases 709 to 1158 code for a protein of 149 amino acids. The transcript has 4 exons. Gene Ontology annotation, cellular component: mitochondrion; cytoplasm. The record is from RefSeq and is marked validated.
GCAAAACCCGGCGUGUUCCGUGACUGACUCCGGUGCUGACCGAGCCUAUUCCAAGGCCUCUCCCCUCCACCUCGCAACACCGCUGCUCACUUUGGAGCCACCGCUGUGGGAGAGACCUUAAGGGUAACGGGCAGCGAGUGCGAGAGCUGGGUAGAGAGGACUCCGAGAGCCGUGGUGCGAGGGAGGGAGCCCGCGGCCGAGCUCGGAGAGGAGAGAGCGGGACAGGUCCAGAGCCGGCGCGGAAAGGACUGAGGGGCGUUGAAUCCCACGAAGAAGCCGCGUGGAGCAGAGCAGGGAAUUGGAGCGCUCUGCGGGCGGAGCUCGCGCUGGGAGUGGUCAGAGAGGCGAGGCUUUAAAGGGAAGAGCCCUCUGGGAAUCGCCGAAUUCCCGGGCUGGGGUCAGAGCUGAAGAGCAAAAGAUUCUUGAAGACCAGAGAAAAUAAAGCCUGUGGCGAAGUCUUCCUUCAACUCCACUUGUCUCUCCCUACCUCGAACUCCCAUUUCCCUUCCCUCCCCAGGUCAAAAAGAAGUAACAUUUGCUCCUCCUACUCAAUAAAUACUAAUCUUACCUUUCCACCAGGAAAACAGGACUCUCUUCCUAGUUUUAGAGCUUAGAGAACUCAAGACCUUCCUUAAACUCGAUUGUUAGCCUGAGGAAAUCAAGGUUUCCCCUUUCAAAAUUCUGCAUCUCUUACCUGCGCGGGACGCUAUGUCUACCAACAACUGUACUUUCAAGGACCGAUGCGUGUCCAUCCUGUGUUGCAAAUUCUGUAAACAAGUUCUCAGCUCUAGGGGAAUGAAGGCUGUUCUGUUGGCUGACACUGACAUAGACCUUUACUCUACAGACAUUCCUCCUACCAACACAGUGGAUUUCAUUGGAAGAUGCUAUUUCACAGGAAUCUGCAAGUGUAAACUGAAGGACAUCGCAUGUUUAAAAUGUGGGAACAUUGUAGGCUACCAUGUGAUUGUUCCGUGUAGCUCCUGCCUUCUUUCCUGCAACAAUGGACACUUCUGGAUGUUUCACAGCCAGGCGGUUUAUGGUAUAAACAGACUAGACUCGACUGGUGUAAACUUCCUACUUUGGGGCAAUUUGCCAGAGACAGAAGAAUGCACAGAUGAAGAAAUGCUAGAGAUUUCAGCAGAAGAGUAUAUUCGAUGAGAGAAUUAUGAUGUACUAUAUGAAGGUUUUUAUAAUUUUUCUAUUUAAAGUAUUUAAUUGGUCAAUUUUUAACAUUGCUAGUAAAGAUUUGCUGAUGGUUUAAAAUA